CACAAGAAAGCUAUUACCCAGAAUGUUAAUGGGUUUUCAGCUAUUAAGAUGUAAUGAUAUACCUUGAGUAUUUAACUAUAAAUUUGAAAAAUCUCCAUGAACAAUCUCAAAGGAAUACUUAGAAUGCAGUCCUGGGGAUCGAAAGUUGUGGAACUAUAAUUUGUGACAUCAGUGGCUUUUUUGAUAAGCAGCUGUUCUUGAUUUUGGAAGAUUGAGGCAGACAGGAAGCCCCAUCCCAAGUAAGAUACAGAAGAUACCAUGGAUGUAAAACUGGACCCUUCCAGAGAUGAUCUGCCUCUCAUGGCCAAUACCAGCCACAUACUUGUGAAGCACUAUGUACUGGAUGUAGAUGUGGAUUUUGAAAGUCAAGUCAUUGAGGGCACCAUCGUGCUUUUCUUUGAGGAUGGAAACAGAUUCAGGACACAGAAUAGUUCCACCAAAGAAACCCAGCAAUUGGAGUCAAACGAAGCCUGCAAGUUUAGGACGCCUGGAUCCUGUCAUAUCCCUGUGACAAGCACAAGGACCUUCUCAUCUGAAAUGGGAUGUAAUGAUUUUGUAAUCUGUAGUAAAGGUGAAAAAGAUACUUCUGAUGAAGAUGGUAACCAUGACAACCAGGAACAGGCUUCUGGGACUUCUAGCUCAAAGUACUGCUGUGACACCGGGAAUCAUGGGAGUGAGGAUUUUUUGCUAGUGUUGGACUGCUGUGAUUUAUCCGUGUUAGAGGUUGAGGAGGUGGAUGUUGCUGCAGUGCCAGGUAUUGAACAAUUUACAAGGCCUCCCAAGCUCACUGUCGUUUCUGAGCAACUCAGGAAUCAGAUUGUACAUGAACUUGCGACUCUGCCUGCAGAUCGUUGGAGGGAGCAGUUAGACUAUUACGCUCGCUGCAGCCAGGCUCCUGGCUGUGGGGAGCUCUUCUUUGACACUGACACUUGGAGCUUACAGAUCAGGAAGACAGGCUGUCAGACACCUACUGACUUUCCUCAUGCCAUCAGGAUACGGUACAAAACCAAACCCGAGGGGCGAUCAGUUACGUGGACCUCAGACCAGAGUGGCAGGCCAUGUGUUUAUACUAUGGGAUCUCCCAUAAACAACAGGGCCCUUUUUCCAUGCCAGGAGCCACCCGUUGCCAUGUCAACAUGGCAGGCUACAGUUCGAGCAGCUGCAUCUUUUGUUGUUUUAAUGAGUGGAGAAAACUCUGCCAAGCCAACACAGCUUCGGGAAGGGUGCUCAAGCUGGCAUUACUAUGUAACCAUGCCAAUGCCAGCCUCCACCUUCACAAUUGCAGUGGGAUGCUGGACAGAAAUGAAGUUGGAUACAUGCUCAUCAAGUGACCUGGCAGCAGAGAGACCCUUUCCACUUUCCGAUUCUGACUGCAGAUAUGUUGACGUUUGCAGUCACAUGGAAUACCCCUGCCGCUUCCAGAAUGCUUCUGCCACCACCCAGGAGAUCAUUCCACAUCGAGUCUUUGCCCCGACGUGCCUCAAGGGUGCCUGCCAAGAGACCCUUCUGCGGCUGAUCUCCCCUUGCCUCUCAGCAGCACAUUCUAUCCUGGGAACACACCCCUUCUCCCGGCUGGAUAUACUCAUUGUCCCUGCCAACUUUCCAAGUCUGGGGAUGGCCAG
Molecule: messenger RNA, 1622 nt
Organism: Tupaia belangeri chinensis (Chinese tree shrew)
Lineage: Eukaryota; Metazoa; Chordata; Mammalia; Scandentia; Tupaiidae
Product: aminopeptidase O
Cellular component (GO): nucleolus
Molecular function (GO): metalloaminopeptidase activity; zinc ion binding
Source: RefSeq, a predicted model, not a curated record